Messenger RNA from Saccoglossus kowalevskii, 1395 nucleotides. RefSeq lists its product as uncharacterized. The record is from RefSeq and is a predicted model, not a curated record. Gene Ontology annotation, biological process: poly(A)+ mRNA export from nucleus. Gene Ontology annotation, cellular component: nucleus. Lineage: Eukaryota; Metazoa; Hemichordata; Enteropneusta; Harrimaniidae.
ACUAACCAGUAUGUAAGGUAUAUAAAGAGAACCGAUUUCCACUUCAAGUACAAUCGUGACUGUGAGAUUUAUUGCUCGUAUUCUACAAAUUGGUAUUCUCCUGGAAUUCGUACACAACAUAUCGACACAAGAAUGAUUAAAGUACAGAAAUAUACAACAGCUACCGGACAGAUUAUGGAAAUGCCAACUCCAGAGUUCAGAAAUAUGAAAGCAUCCGACAAGUACAAAUAUAAAAACCUGCCACGACUAAAGGAAAUGUUACGUAAGCGUCACCUUCCAAUCGGUGGGAAUAAGAACGAGUUGGUUGAUAGAUUGAAGUUAUCAGAUCUCAAUGUUUCAGAGUUAAAAAUCAAACUUAAGAAGGAAGGUCUUUCGGUUAAUGGUUCCAAACCCGAUUUGGUGAAGCGACUACUGAAGGUCAGGGGGAAACGUACAAAGAACUGUGAUCAAAUUGAAGUUCCCGUUACUACUAUGGCAGUCAAACCAGCGGGUAAUCCAUGGAAGGUUCCGCUAUUGAUGAAAUGUGGUGGGUGUGGUCAGAGCGUACCUAACAGUGAUAAGUUAUCUCAUCUUGAUAGCUGUUGGUUUACCAAUGAUGGUCCAUCUGAUGUUUAUUUAUUGCAUGCUCGAAGUGUUAACUGGGCUGAGAAGUUUGAACUGUACCUGGCCGUUCCAUUAAAUGGAUCGUUUGAAGACAUUGAUUUAUUACUUCAAUUCACCUGGAUGCAAUGUUGUUUUGGUCAUGCACGUUCUUUGGAUAUAUAUGCUGCCAAUGUAUUUACGAACUUAAAGGACACCGAUGAUGACCCUGAUCCCGUAAUGACACUGACAUCAACUUAUGGUCUUAUGGUCGAUGACGACAUAGGUCCAAUGGAUACUGCAUUACGUCAGUAUCUUCAAAAUGGCGUACGAAUGAUGUAUGAAUAUGGUGGCGACUACACUACAUCGAUAUUUGUAGAUUAUAUAGGCGAACGACGUCUGAAACGCCCUCUACAAGAAGAGAAGGCUCAUGCCAAGACCAUUCGACCCGUGAUGAGAAAUGAGAUGCUGGUCAUGCCGUGUGAGCAUUGUUAUAAGAAAUCAACGAUGUUUUUCAUGGAUGACAGUCACUAUGACAGCGACGAAAGUGAUGAGGACACUUUCAAUGAAGAUGGAGAUGACGACUGCGGGAUGAAGUUUUUCUGUUCAAAAGCGUGUUCAAUAUUUCAGGGUCAUCGUAGAAGAGUUUUGAAACCGUUUCUAAAUUCGCCUAGAUCAGGAUUUUGUAAUUACAAAGGAAAGACUUAUCUUUGAAUGUCACCAUAACGUCAUGUAAUUACAACCAUGCUAAGCGACAUGUUUCUCUGUAACAGUGUUUUAAUAAAAAAGAUAGUUUCAAGUUAAAUAAAAUACGUU